Setaria italica (foxtail millet) is the source of this 1482-nucleotide messenger RNA. RefSeq names its product metacaspase-1. Bases 139 to 1200 code for a protein of 353 amino acids. Lineage: Eukaryota; Viridiplantae; Streptophyta; Magnoliopsida; Poales; Poaceae. Gene Ontology annotation, biological process: proteolysis. Gene Ontology annotation, molecular function: cysteine-type endopeptidase activity. The record is from RefSeq and is a predicted model, not a curated record. The transcript has 4 exons.
AUCUCUGCAUCUGGUAAUAGUAGUUUCGUCUGCUAUAUAAAGGGGACAACUGCAGGAGUGUGAGGGCAAGCUAGCCAAGGAGCAACGUCUACGUAGCAAGCAGCCUAAGCAAGCUAGCUCCUACCAGCUUGGUUCGCCAUGAACUUCGGCGGAAGGGCCCCGGCGACGAUCCGCUGCAAGUACUGCAGCGCGUGCCUCACCGUGGUCCACGGAGAGAGCGCCAUCCAGUGCGCGCAAUGCUGCGGCGUGACGCGCCUCCGGCGGUCCUUCCUGCGGCGUGACGCGCAUCCGGGGCUCCAUUCCGCGGCACCGCCGGCGGGCUUAUUCCCGUGCUCCCGCGGCAAGAAGCGUGCCGUCCUGAUCGGCAUCACGUACGCCGGCAUGCGCCGCGGCUGCGGCGAGCUGCGGGGCCCCGUCAACGACGUCAAGUGCAUGAGGCACCUCCUCUGCCAGCGCUUCGGCUUCCCCAGCGAGUGCGUCAUCAUGCUCACCGAUGACCAGAGGGACCCGUUCCGGCUGCCGACCAAGGACAACAUCCGGAUGGCGAUGCGCUGGCUGGUGCAGGGGUGCAGCUUUGGCGACUCCCUGGUGUUCCACUUCUCCGGCCUCGGCGCGCAGGUGGCCGACGACGACUGCGACGAGGUGGACGGCUACGACGAGGCCAUCUGCCCGAUGGACUCGUUCCAGAGGGGCCCCAUCCUGGACGACGAGAUCAACGAGACCAUCGUGCGGCCGCUGGUGCACGGCGCCAGGCUCCACGCCGUGGUCGACGCCUGCCACAGCGCCGGCGUCCUCGACCUCCCCUUCUUCUGCCGCACGUCCAGGAGCGGCAACUGGCAGUGGGAGGACCACCGCCCGCCGUCGGGCGCCUGCAAGGGCACCAGCGGCGGCCAGGCCGUGCUCUUCAGCGGCUACAGCGACGGCAAGAGCAAGUUCAGCGUGACGCCGGAGGCCUUCGCCUCGGUGGGGGCCAUGACGCACAGCUUUGUCAAGGCGGUGGAAUGUGAGCCGCGCGGGGUCACCUACGGCCGCCUGCUGAGCUCCAUGAAGGCCAUCAUGACCAACGGCGACGGGAGCUGCAACCUGCAGGUCCCUAUCGGUGCUCCCGUCAGCAAGGUCGCCAACUUCAGCGGCGUGCAGGAGCCUAACCUGUCCUCUUCAGAGAUGUUCGACAUCUACCGCAAGCCCUUUGUCCUGUGAUGAGUCCCCAUGGCAGACUUGCACCUACAGAUUAUAUCACUGCCAUCUGGACUCUGGACUACCGAAUCGACGUAUCUAAAUAAUCGACCGACGCGUCUAAGCAUGAUGCUUGCUAAUGUGUGUGAUGUGUGAUGUGUCACCGGCCCUGAGGCUCAUAGUUUGUGGAGGACCUGGUUGGUUUGGUUAUCUUCAUCCAUUCCUCCCGAGCCUACUGUACCUCUUGCCCGCUGUAAUAAGGCUGUUUGUUUCUCUAAACUCUGAAAUAAACUAGGUGUUAUGAUA